AUGGAUUCUAAAGUUUUAGAAUUUCCAAUAUUUAUUCAUCCGACUAAUAGUAGAAAUUGUAAAAUGGACGAUAUUAAAAUUUACGUAUUUGCGAUAAUAACAAAUUAUUCUCUGGAAUUAAAUCCAUCUUAUAUUGAUUUUGGAAUCGUGAAUACGUUGGAGACAGUUCGAACUCCGAGCAUUGACGUACUCGACGGUUUGGAAAAAUAUGGCCGCCAUAUUUUCCACGUGAAAGUCACGUCGAUUGCCGAAUAUGGAGGAUUUAAUGAAAAAUUAUUACAAGAGGAAGAAACGUUUUGUUUUGAAAGUACAUGGGUAUUUGAAUAA
Messenger RNA from Pediculus humanus corporis (human body louse), 327 nucleotides. RefSeq lists its product as uncharacterized. The coding region runs from base 1 to 327 and encodes 108 amino acids. Lineage: Eukaryota; Metazoa; Arthropoda; Insecta; Psocodea; Pediculidae. The record is from RefSeq and is a predicted model, not a curated record. The transcript has 2 exons.